AUGAGGAGCUCGUCUAGUCCAGCCAGCCAGUCAGUUCAGUUAUUUGCAGGUUAACGAUAACAAUGCAAUAUUUAAUGUUUAUAGUGCCAGAUUUGACAAUAUAGGUUAUGCAACUGAAAUUAGCCAAAUAAAAAUAUUAUAAAAGAUAACACAGUACAAACAGAAUUAAAAUGAAAAACCUAAGAGGAGCACUUAUUGUGAUUGAAGGCUGUGAUCGAUCUGGCAAAACAACGCAGUGCAAGAAAAUUGUGGCCUCUUUAGAGAAAAAUGGCACUAAAGCAAAGUAUAUGAACUUUCCUGAUAGAAGCACUGCAAUUGGACAAAUCAUCAAUGGAUAUCUCACCAAAAAAGAAGACCUCUCUGACGAAGCAAUGCACUUGUUAUUCUCUGCAAACCGAUGGGAACUUGUGCCCAAAAUGAAGAAGCUGUUACAGCAGGGAACAACUUUGAUUGUGGAUCGAUAUUCUUACUCUGGAGUGGCAUAUUCUGCGAUAAAGAAUGGGAUGAACUUGGAUUGGUGCAAGUGGUCGGACGCAGGAUUGCCCAAGCCAGACCUCGUGUUGUUGCUGACACUGUCUACGGAGGCUAUGAACUCCCGCGGAGGGUUUGGUGAGGAGAGGUACGAGAAGAACGAGAUCCAGCAGGAGGUGGUCAAAGUUUUCAGGGAAUUAAAGGAUUCUACAUGGAAGGAAAUAGAUGCAGACAAGUCUAUAGAAGAAUUACAAGAAGAACUUUUAUUACAUGUUAAAGAAGCCGUGGAGACAAGUCAAACAUCACCAUUAAAGAAAUUGUGGUGAUUCAAAUAAUUCCAUUUAAUAUAAAUUAAUAUUGUAAUUGUACUUUAUUGUAAGAUUUAUGACAGGUGUAAAAAGUUUUAAUCCUAUAUUGACCAAGUUGUUUCAAUACAACUCAAGUAAUGUAAAAUAACAUAAGUAAUAAUUUUAAAAUGAGAAAAAUUAAAUUAAGAGUAAUAAACAUUUUACCUAUC
Molecule: messenger RNA, 988 nt
Organism: Homalodisca vitripennis (glassy-winged sharpshooter)
Lineage: Eukaryota; Metazoa; Arthropoda; Insecta; Hemiptera; Cicadellidae
Product: thymidylate kinase
Exons: 7
Coding region: 171-797 (208 amino acids)
Biological process (GO): dTDP biosynthetic process; dUDP biosynthetic process; dTTP biosynthetic process
Cellular component (GO): nucleus; cytosol; cytoplasm
Molecular function (GO): dTMP kinase activity; ATP binding
Source: RefSeq, a predicted model, not a curated record